AUGAAAAUAUUAGACAUUUUCAUAACCGAUGACUAUCUUAAGGUAAAUUAUACCCAAUUUUUCUUUGAGUGCUUUCUGCGAAACAAAAUUGACCAUAAGAAAAGCCUGGCCCAUGUUGGAAAUGGAGAAGUGAUUUUUCAGUUAUAUAAAGAAACUCCAGGCCUUUGGAACAAACUUGAAUCAGAAAUCAUAGAAGAUAAAAAUGCCAUGAACCUGAAACGAAGAGAGGCCAUAGAAAAAGCUCAGAAAGAAGCAGAAGAAGAUAAAAAGCAAAAUGAAGAAACUAGAAGAAAAAAUGAAAAAUAUGCAUUGAAGAAAAUUAUGAAACAUGAAGAAGAAGAAAAAGAAAGAAUACAGAAAAUAAAAGAUCAAGAAAGACAAAAAGCAAUGGCAGAACUGCAGAAAUGGAAAGAAGAACAACAAAAAUUAGCAGAAAAGGCAAAGCAUAAAAUCAUUAAAGAGCAAAAAGUAAUAAAAGAAACUGCUCUGAAAAAAGAAAAGCUGACAACACAAAAGAAAAAAACAGAUCUGUUAGCAACAUUUACUCUCCGACCAGUUGGAAAUAUUGAUGUAAAUUUCACACCAAGAGUAUUUCCAACUCCAUUUAGAGAAUCCCAAGCCCAUGAAGAGGAAGAAUGGUUAAGAAAACAAGCUGAAGCAAGAAGAAUCAGUGAAGUGUUUGAUGAAGAUUUGAAUGAAGAAGAAAAAAAUCCAGAUUUGCUUCAGAAUAAAGGAAACAAUUUUUUCAAUGCCGGUAACUACCCUGCAGCAAUCAAUGUUUACAGUCAUGCCAUUAAGCUGAACAACAAUAUACCAGCUCUUUAUUCCAAUAGAGCUGCGUGUCACUUGAAAAUGAGAAACUUUAUGAAAUGCAUCAAAGAUUGCUCAACGGCUCUGGACUUGCUACAUCCAUGUGUACCUCAAAAUGCAACUUCUCGAUGCAGAGCACUGGUAAGAAGAGGAACAGCUUUUUGUGAAAUGGAAUUAUAUGUUGAAGGUUUACAAGAUUAUGAUGCUGCUUUAAAACUUGAUCCAAAUAACAAGCAAUUACAGAAGGACGCUGAAAAUAUUCGUAACAUGAUUCAAGGAACGAGUUAA
Acanthosepion pharaonis is the source of this 1098-nucleotide messenger RNA. Lineage: Eukaryota; Metazoa; Mollusca; Cephalopoda; Sepiida; Sepiidae. The record is from the annotation of a GenBank genome assembly.